Molecule: messenger RNA, 12678 nt
Organism: Dreissena polymorpha
Lineage: Eukaryota; Metazoa; Mollusca; Bivalvia; Myida; Dreissenidae
Exons: 9
Coding region: 124-7620 (2498 amino acids)
Molecular function (GO): hydrolase activity, acting on ester bonds
Source: RefSeq, a predicted model, not a curated record
GUGAUUGACACGUGCGCGCGAAAUAUGUCUGCUCGUUUUGAGAAAUGAAAUUUAAAAAAAGGAGAGCAAACAAACUUCAGCAAAACCGUUACUGAGGGCUAAGAAGCAAAACCAUUUAGGCCAAUGGAACACAACAAGGGAAAACGUACAUCACCUGGAACCUGUAGGAUUUUCAGUAAGUCCGUGAAAGAGCUCGGUCUCCCAUCAAAGACAUGCCCAAAAUCAAGUGAAAAGGACAGUCCUAAGGGGAGCAUUGAGGUGAAAACAACCGAUGCUGGAGAAAAAAUAACGGGUCACCAAAAGACUGAAGAUACACAUGACACUGCGAAAUGUACUGGUUCAGAUCUCUCCAUAUCACAUUCAUGUAAGGAAAGAAGAUCUUGGAAACCUCAUGAUAAGCACAGAGUAACCUCCCCUUACAGUUCACCAAGAAGGUCUCAGUCGCAAAGGGUCUUGUCUGGCACACUUUUGACGAAACAUGUUUAUUCACUGGGUCCACGCUUCGGUGUAAGAAGAAGAAGAGGAAGAAAAUAUGCAAGGAGUCAAGAGAACAACAAUGAAUCAUCUAGCUGCGGAAAGGAUAAAAAUGUCUUAUCUCGUCAAAAAAGCAAUAGUUCCGAUUAUAAUAUAAACAGUUGUGUUAUGAAAGAAAGUUCAUGUUCAAACUUGAAUUGUAUUGAAAAACCUGUUUCAAGUAUUUCAGCAUUAGGCAGCUCCCAAUUAGCGUCAAAGUUUCAUUUUACUGAAGAUUGGAGCUUUGAGAUAAGAUCUGAACAACAGGGCAAUGAUGCAGAAGAUCCAGCAAACUUGGACAUGAAAGAUUCAUGGGUUAAAGGAAAUAUUGCAAGUGGUAUAGCUGAAAAUAGGCUUGAAAAGCAAUGUGAUGCAAUAUUAGAUAUCAAGGACAGAUGUACCAAAGACUCUCCAGUUGAAAAUAGAAAAGGAAACCAAAGAAUUAUAAAUAUUGAAUCAGGACUAUGCAAUCGUACGAUGUUAUUGCCACAAAUGCAAAGUACACCUAAAAGCUGUGGGAGACAGAAAUCCCUUCAAACAAACAAGAGAAUUGAAGUUGCUAAGGACACAGAAAAUCAUCCUUCCAUUCCUAAUAAAGAUUUUAUUAAAGAAAUCAAAGAAACGGCUAAGAAAAAAAAUUCUGUGAACAACGAAUGCAAUGAAGAAUUUCUUAAAACAGAAAUAGAAAUGUCACCACAACAUGAAAAGUGUUAUGUAAAUUCUAAAAGUAACAAGGAAGAUGAUUAUGUAGACAACACAAAUAUGGGCAACAUCUUGCCCAACUCUGGGUGUUUAGAGAUUCUUACGAAAGAAGAAAACAUAUCAGUAGGAAAGUCAGAAAGUUCUGUAACAUUUACAAACAACAUCAAAUCUCUUCAAAAAGAAGUUUGGUUUGAUGAAACACAGAUUGAUGACAAAAUUCAACCCUUGGUUGAGCAAAAUGUAGUUGAGGUAAAAGAAACAGAUGUAGAAAAGGGUACAGAAUGUGACGUUGAUGAAUCUUCCUUGCAGAAUAAAAAGUUUGAAAAAUGUGCUCAAGAAACUCAAUUCUUAUCAGGUGAACAUUUGGUAUCUGAAUCCAAGGCUAAGGUAAAUAAAUACAGUUUGAAUGAGUUGCUGUUGAUAAGCCAAAACAUACGUGUGAAAGAAAGCAAAAUGAAAUCCUAUAUUGAUAAAUUAGAUCUUCCUCUUGAGGCAGUUCUUGUUGAUGAAGAACCGGAUGUCAUGCUGAAUCUUUUAACAGAUGAUUGGCAGCCAAGUGAUGCAUUGUUUGAAAUCAGUCAUGGGCCGUAUUAUGAACGGAGUCAGUCACCAUACAAAGACUUUGAAAGAAUGUUUGAACUAAAUGAUCAAGGCUUGAGCAAUGUGGAGGAAGAGGUUCAUGAUUCUGACAGAGAUCAACCAACUUGUAUGUUUAUCACCGCUGUAGACCAAACCAGCUGUGAUUCAGAGAGGGGCUCUAAAGUAUUUGGACCUCAUAUCUAUUAUGGCAGAAGUGCCUCAAGGUGUUUAAGAGGAACUAGUAAAAACUAUGCCAUUGGUAACAGAGAACGGUUUGGGCCAAAUUAUAACAGUCAAAGAUUUCAGGCAAUACCAUGGACAGAAGUUGAAAGUGGUUAUGCCGAAUUUAAUUGUAAUAAUUCUGCAUUGCAAUCUCAUUUUCGAACUAGACCAAUUGACAAUCUUAACAUUGGGGGUGAAGAUAAUAAGCCGUGGAAUGGUCCGCAAAGUGAAGAUUGGACAUUAGAAAUAAAAGAAAUAACAGUUGAUGCUACCUCUGCAAACAGUGAGCAUGCAAGUAUUGAAACAAACGAAGCAACUAUAAUCACUGAGCAAGCUGAAGACCAUAACUAUUGUGUUAAAGGUAAUACUGAUCUGAAAAUUAAACUCCAACCUUACCUGCCACCAAAGCCAGAUGUAAAUGAACAACUUGCUGUCAAAGCAUCAGCAAGCAAUGGAAACAUUUGUAAUGAUAUUGAAUCACAUCUGGAGAUAAUAACUGUGUAUGAAGGGAAUAGUUCAAGUAUACAUGCUGGUAAUACUUUACCAGUAGACAGUGUUGAUGUUAGUACAGAUGCUAAUCCUGAUCCUAUGUUCCCAUAUUUACCACCCCCACCACCAAUGGAUGAAAAUGACUCGUUUGUUGCAGAAUCAGGAGCUAAAGAUGUGGUAACAAAUGAAGUUCGUCAGGCUAAAAAUAAUGAUUCCCGCUCAAAUGAUCUAAGCAAAAAAUCUGCAACAAAGAUAUGUGCAUGGUUCGAUGAUUUAGGUACAGAUGAAACAAGUUCUGUGAGUUCAUACCAAACACAACCAGAAGCUGUUUAUUUGAAUAUAGCCAGCGAGACUGAAGUGUCAGAUCUACCUCUUGAUGAAGUUGUGGAAGUUGAGAACAGCAAAUCUAUUGACAAGAAAAAGGAGUUAACAAAUGAAAACAAGAAGAAAAGUAGAAAUUUGUAUGAAAUCAGUGGUAAGGAUUAUGAAAACAGCUAUGACUACUACGAUAACUAUUAUGGUCCUUGGUACUCUGAGUCGCCCUAUGGGCACCCAUCGUACCAAAACUGGAUGGAUUAUAAUUACAGAAUGCAGCAGGCUUGGGAGAUGUAUCAUUGGCAGCAAGGGUGGUAUCAGGACUUGGUACCAAGGGAAAGAAGUUACCAUGGUAGUAAUCAGCAGUCAGCAAACUUUUCUCUACAUGAUAUGGCACAUCAGCAGUGGGCAAAGUCAUCUGGAUCAGAUGGGGCACAUCAGCAGUGGGCAAAGUCAUCUGGAUCAGAUGGGGCACAACAGCAGUGGGCAAAGUCAUCUGAAUCUGAUGGGUCACAUCAGCAGUGGGCAAAGUCAUCUGAAUCUGAUGGGGAUGGGGCACAUCAGCAAUGGGCAAAGUCAUCUGGAUCAGAUGGGGCUCAUCAGCAGUGGGCAAAGUCAUCUGAAUCUGAUGGGGUACAUCAUCAGUGGGCAAAGUCAUCUGGAUCAGAUGGGGCGCAUCAGCAGUGGACAAAGUCAUCUGGAUCUGUUGGAGCACAUCAGCAGUGGACAAAGUCAUCUGAAUCUGAUCGGGCACAUCAGCAGUGGGCAAAGUCAUCUGAAUCUGAUGGAGCUCAUCAGCAGUGGGCUAAGUGGUCUGAAUCUCAUGGGGCACAUCAGCAGUGGGCAAAGUCAUUUGAGUCUGAUGGGGCAUAUCAACAGUGGGCAAAGUCAUCUGGAUCUGAUGGGGCACAUCAUCAGCAGUGGGCAAAGUCAUCUGGAUCUGAUAUGGCACUUGCAAAGAUGCGUGAUUCUGCUCAUCAACAAUGGGAAAAGUCAUCUGGUUCUGACACUGCACAUUUGCCAAUGGCAAAGAAUAGUAGUCCAGAACAGCUGUGGGCAAAUGGUGCAGAUAAGCAACAUAAACUGUGGGCAGAGUCACCUGUUAUGGAUAAUGCCUAUGACAAUUGUUCAAACAAGAUUAAAGACACUAUUGAUUGUAGAGUGCCACCCAACUUAACUGUCCAAAUAGGGUCCAAAGAUUAUAACAGUAUCCAGAGGGAUGUGAACCGUCAGCACUUAAGAAGAGAAAGUGAUUUUAAUGAUAAGAACCAUCCAACUGAUGCAGUACACUUUACAAACAAAAGCCUAAAAACUUGUGGGAAAAAUGCAACACAUGAAACCAGGAGAACAUUACCCUCUACAAUACUCCACUCAAAGGUCCCUAGUUGUGAAAUAGAGACAUCAGAACCGAUACCAUGUGAUGCUGAAAGUCACAUUAGACGUCAGAUGAGAGAUCAAGAAAAAGCAAGAUGGGCAACAAGUGAUGUAAUGUGUAGGUGCAGACCGGAAGAUAUUCAUUUUUCCGUGUGGAGAUCAUGUUCAUGUCCAGUUGGGAACCCUCCUUGCAUGGUCCGAACUGCCCCAAGUUUGCAUCACAUCAUGCAAGAAGACAGUGUUGAUAUGGGAUAUCAGUCAUACAAGUCUUUAGACCAUGAUGAUCAGGGAUUGCGCGGAAGGUUUGCGCAGUGUCAGCCUCUCUGUUCCACCCCAGUAGCAGAGAAGGAGUCGGGUGGGUGUGAAGAUUCUUGCAAUAUUAUACCACCACAUUAUACUGUUGUAUACCCAGGGCACACAGUACCACAGAAUCACCUAGACCAUAUCCGAGGCUAUUCUGAACAUCAGCACAGUAUUAAGUACCAAGAAGCAGCCAGGUCUUAUAACCAAGGCAGCAGCUAUACGCCAGAAGCAUCACAUACCACAAACAAUUAUCAUGGCCUGCCUUGUUGUGUAGCUUCCUCCGGCCGCCAUCUUGAAUCUGCUAAAAAUACCCUGCGUGAGGCAGAAAAAACUGACAGAAAUCUUGUGGCCGCUCUUAGAAACGUUCAUAUUGCUUUAAAUGACAACAGACUGAAGACACACAUGGAGGAAACUGUUUGUCAAGAAUUAGGACAGAAAAGUAAGAAAGAUGAAAUGGAUGAUGGUGAAUCUGGGAAGGACGUUAAUCACGACAGCUUUCACUCUACCCAUGCAAGGGAUUGUUUGAUGGGAAAGAGACAAGCUUCCGUUGAAGAGGAAGAACAAGAUGUUGACUAUAGAUGUAGCAUUUUGAAAGGAACUGGUGUCUCUUUGGCGUCUGACAUCCAAACUGACAAACGUAUGCCGACGUUGGCCUUUUCAGAUUUCUCUAGAGUCCAAAGAGGUGCUGCUGUUCAAAAUAUCUGCAGUGAUGAUAACUCAGAAAGAUUUGUUAUGCAAAUGAAUGAAAACGGUCAGCCUGUUUAUGAUAACAAUGGGCAGAAAUUAACUAAACUUAUGGAGCGCAUUCAUAAUACCACCAAAGGUGUUGUAAAAUCAAGACCAAGUGUAAGUAAUGAAGAACAACGUAUAAAUGAAAGAGAAACUUGUUUUCCGGGCAACCAAAGAUUGGAUCACAGAGAUGAUAACACAGGAAUCUCAAUAGCCAAGAGAAGUCCUACAGAAUCACCAAUCAUGCCAAUGUCUGUUGGCAGAGGUGUAGGCCAAUACCCACAGUAUCCCUUGCCCUAUCGCCCUUAUAGAGGUGCCAUGCGAUUUCAAGGAUCAGCAAAUGCUAUGGAGGAUAAUUCUGAAUUUAACAAGAAUGUUAUACCAGCUUAUUAUUUGCCACCAAGAGGCGUUCUUCCCCCAUUUGCAGGAUUUCCCUAUGGUCCUCCCCCAUUUGCAAGAUUUCCCUAUGGUCCACAGAUGCCAUUUAGAAUGCCUGUCAAUGAGUCUGAAGCAUCCGUUUUAACAGGUGGACAAAUGCAGUAUCGCAGGCAAAGAACUCCACUGUUCAGUAAUCAUGCAGGUGUGGAUGUGUACUGCUCUCCAACUGAGCAGAACUUCAAUAAACAUAGUGGUGUAAAGAGCUCUCCUCACAUGGAUGAUCAUAAUCUACCUCCCAAUAAUGAGGAGAAAACGAAAAAAAUACAGUUAACCUCCAUUUCCAGACUUGCAGAAUAUGGAUCUAGUGAUGACGGUUCAGACACCUCCAUUGAAUCAUUUGACAUGGACUCCCUUGGUGAGGAUUCCAACAGGAAGUUACCAAAUUACCCUAAAGAACCCAAUUACCCUAAAGAACCCAAAUACCCUGAAGGACCCAAUAACCCUAAAGAACCCAAUUACCCUAAAGAACCCAAUUACUUCAAAGAACCCAAUUAUCCUAAAGAACCCAAUUACCCUCAAGAGCCCAAUGGGAUAGAGCAAGCACAAAAGAAAUUGAAGAUGAGCUCCUCUUCUCAUAAUGAUGAGACUAAUGUGGCGGCAGCAGAUACAAUUAGACGUCAACCCAUGAAGUUGAAACAAAAGACUCUGAAAUCAUUUUCUUCAGAGAGCAGUUGGACUCGACAGACAUCUUCCUCAAGAAAACCAAUUUAUACACAAGAAUAUUCAAGGUCGAAACCCAAAGCAGAGGUUAGUUUGAAGACCAGUAAAAGUGGUACCAGCUUUAAUUCAGGAUCACAGCUACAGGCAAACAAGAUAGGUUCACAGCCUGCGCAACCAGCAGUCCCAGUUUCCUGCACCCAGAUGCUGCUGCCACCCCCUAAAUCCAGUCCGUUCUGGAGCUUCUGUCCACCACCCUUGAUCUCUGCACUUACAGACAAGCCUGUGCAGCCCAACUCUGACAGCUGGGAGGACGAGGGGGAGAACAAGCCUGGGCGACAAUCUGGAAGAUUCUCGAUGUCCCCGGUUAAAGGCUGCUCACCAGGUAUCUUCUCCCCAGGGGACACGGACAGUGAUUCUCAGGGCACCCGCACCCAUUUGACGUGGAUCAAGAACUUCAAGUACUUCCACAACUACGGCGUGAAGUACAUAGACACCCACUGUCAUUUGGACUUCCUGUUCAGCCGUGAGAACUUCAAAGGUCGCACGCUGAAGUCUUACAUGGAGAGGCAUCCAGAGCUGUUUCCCGACCAGUUUGAGGGAUGUGUGGCCGUGUUCUGCAACCCACAAACCUUCACUCCAGGAGGAGGAUUAUGGCUGGAUGUGGCUGCAGAGUCCAACGUAUGGAUAGCGAUGGGCUGCCAUCCCAAGAUGGCCACCUCGUUCACUGCAGCGGCAGAGGCAGGGCUACGCAAGUGUAUGAUGCAUGAGAAGUGUGUAGCGCUCGGGGAAAUCGGCCUGGACUACUCUGGAACGUUUUGCCAGCACAAAGAUGUUCAGAUGCAGGUGUUCCGCUGCCAGCUGGAGAUUGCCAUCAGCCUGCGCAAGCCCCUGGUCAUCCACUGUAGGGACGCAGAGGAGGACUGCCUUGAAAUCAUGAAGAAAAUUGUCCCACGAGAUUACAAAAUCCAUUGCCACUGUUUCACGGGAGCAUAUGAAAAUGCCAAGCUAUGGUUGGAUGCUUUCCCUUGCCUCUACAUCGGAGUUACUCCCCUUGUGACCUACCCCUCGGCGAAGCCCAGCCACGAUCUUGCCAUAAAGAUACCCAUCACCAGGCUUCUGUUGGAAACGGACGCUCCCUAUUUCGUACCCAGAACAAUACCAAAGUGUGGCCUUGGGUUAUCCAGUCCUGGCCUUGCAGUGACAGUUGCAAAGGAGAUAGCACGUUACCAGGAUAUUCCUGUUGCUAAGUUGCUGCACCAAGUUCGACUCAACACGCAAUUUGUCUAUGGCAUUUAAAUGCAUAUAAUUAACAGAUCUGUUUGUUUGACAGCCAGACUAGUUAAUGUAUUAUUGUUGCAUUUUGAGCAUUUUAUUACUAAAAAGCUAUUUUGUUGCCUGGAAAUGUUCCAAAACUAUAAUUGGCUGUGCUCUGCGAAAAGGGGUUUUAAUGCUUGUUUGAUAUUUUUCGUUUCAAGAAAGUCUCUUCUUGGCAAAAAUAUAGUUUAGGCCGAAAGUGUCGUCCCUGAUUGGCCUGUGCAGACUGCACAGGCUAAUCUGGGACAGCACUUUAUGCACAUGCAGUAAACAGCUUUUUCACAGAGCACGGCCCAAUUAUAAUUGGGGUAGACAUGGAAGUCUGUCUGUCUGUAGACACAAAUUAUACUUGUAUUCAGGUCUUCUCUUUAAGGUUGUAACCUGCUACACCUACACUUGCACGCAUUGUGUCUUAUGAUAAGAAGUUAUGCAUAUGACAUUUUUAGUAUCCUUUGAAAAAAUUACAAAAAGUUAUGGCUCUUUUACACUUAGCCUUUCUAUUGCUUCAUAUUUACUGUUAUAUACAAUAAGCAAAAUUAUGUCUCUGAAACUUAUGAUUUACUAUUUUAUAUUUGGUGUGCAACACUGUUUACUAGUCCUCUGCAAAGAUUUGUUACAUUAUGCCCCUAGGUUAAACUCUUGCCCCGCCCAGUUGCCAUAAGGGUACAUGUAUAUAGACCUAUAUUUCACUUAAACUUAAAAAUAUUCUCCUCUAAUGCACAGAAUUCUCCUCUAAUGCACAGAAGUUUGAUAUGUGAUAUGUAGUGUUUUUUCGGCGUAGCUGUAUAAGCCAGCUUUUCACCUUACCUGACCUUAGUAAGUGUCCAAUAAAAUUCUAAUAAAAUUUCCCGCGGCUAGAUACAAAUGAAUACACUUCAUUUAUUCAAUUGGCUGAUUUGAACAUUCCACCAGAACAUUGGAAACAUGGACGCGUCUUUGUAACACUGUUCUACUGCAUGAAACAAUUGUAUCUCUAAUGAAAAGGCUUGAUAGAUAGAACAGUUUUACACUCAACUCUCGACAUCAACGCACCUUUUAUUUUCAGAGGAUUGCUAGCGCCAGUAUCAGGGUCGAAUCGUGGCCAGUGAAAUAAUCGUUAUAUAAUAUAGACGCUAUCGCGUGAACUAGGUGAAGUGUUUUGGUUAUCUGGAAGACUUGUGGUCAGCAGCAAUAAAUCACUUUCUCGGGUAAACCUUCUCAAAGGGUCAAUCUCAGCAUGUUAUCUCAUUAACAGCUACAGACCAUUAUUGUAUUGCUGAUAAGGGCUGAAGUCUAUCUGACUCAAGAAUCUGGCAUAUACCCUGGACUGUGGAAUUUUCUUUAGACCAGAAAUAUGUUAAAUGAAAAUAUUCAGCGAUAUAAUUAUGGUAUGUCAAUACUAAAUUCUUAAUGUGUUUUCAACAAUAUCAUGAUAAAUAAUAUUUUUGAUUAAUUUAACAAGAAUUAUUCCACCAUAUUGACUAAUGUAUUAAGCAUGAGCGGGAUGAUUCUCGAUACUGUUAAUAAUCGACAAACCACUAAAACAGGUUUGUUCGAAGAAGGCUCGUAUGAAUAUUUAAAAUAUGUACGGAUACUUCGCGUGUGGCCGGUUGACUUAAUGUUUUAAUUUCUCUUCCAUUCUUCUUUUGGUUUUCUGUUUUGUAUCUAUAGGUUUAUGACCAGCAAUAUGUAAUAAUGUAAAAUAAGCCGCGAAAACUCCGCGUAACAUCCCGUACUGCGUGUGAUGCAGCUAAGAACUGCACAGAAAAAGACAUUCGCAAUCUUUGAUCUCAUUCAUUGAACUCUUUACCUUUCACCAAAUCCAACCACAAUCAAUGCCGUAUAUUUAAAAAAAAGAUAUUUCUUGUUGGUUCUCAGCACAAUUUAUCCAAAUCAUGCCCCUAGGAUCAAAAGUGGAAAUGCCCCUAGGGUCAUAUAUUUGAUCUAGACCUAUUCUUAAAAAUACUUUUAAGAAUAGUUUUCUCAGAAAUCACAAUGUUGUAUUACAUUGCAUUGAGGUCCUCUAUGUAUUUCUUAUACCAUGCUCUUAUCAUUAACCCUUUCCCACUCAGAAGCCAAGUUAAAAUGAUUAUGUACAAACAGCAUAAAGCCAGAACAGCCUGCGAGUAACUCGAAGUCUGUUCAGGUUUUAUACUGUUUGCUGCUCAUCUGUAUCUAAGGGUUGGAAAUGAAGCCUUGAACAUUUGAAUCUAGUAAGAAAGGUCUUUAAUUAAAUGUUGCUUUCUGAGGUACUACAAAUGCGUCAAAAUACAUAUCUAAGUGGUGAAGGGUUAGAGAGGCAUCAGGAGUAAAAACAAAUGUUUUAACUUGCUACAUAUUAUGGCAUGUUGUGAGCUACUCUUCCUUACUAUUGUGACAAGCUAGCUUCCGGAUUUCCUUGUCGAAACCUCUUCCACUUGCGUAUUUAUGUUUAGACAGUGUAUCAUUGGAAACCAACAUGGUCUUCAGUGACAGGUUAGGGGUCAACAAAGUUACUUUGUGCUGCAAAUGCUGCAGAUGUCACAUCUUUGACAAGUUAUGUUGUGCAUUUCAUUAUGAAAUCUUCCUUUUUACACCAGAAGAUGUUAAAAAGAAAAAUAAUCACCCUUCCUUGGGUCAACAUAAACUAUGAAAUAUGACAUAAAUAUGAUAUAAACUCAAGCCAUUACAUUGUCUAUAGACAUUAAUGUAAAUGACCCUGACAGACUAAAGCUGAAUAGUAAUGUUCUUAAAAAACAUUCUUGCAUUUUGCUGUGUAUGAACCUGUUGAUAUCUUUGCAGCAACCUCAAAAUAAUGAUCCGAGCCAAGUGUCUUUUUGUCUGUCUGCCAUGUUUGUAGUUAGCCUUUACAUUGUGAACAUUGCAGGACAUAUGUUAAAAUUGUUCCAAACAUUUUUCUCAAAUGCAAACAAACUUGGCCAUCAGUUGUCCUUUUAUGGCUUUAUAAAUAGCUUGUGAUCACUCCGCCAAGGUUACAUUUUUUGCCUGAUGAACAUGAAGCUUGGUUGAAACGUGUGUGGAUGAGGUCAAUGUCCGAGGGGCUAGAUAGUCAGAGGUUAAUGUCCCAGGGGCUGGAUAGUCAGAAGUUAAGGUCACAGGGGCUAGAUAGUCAAGAGGUCAUUGUCACAGGGGCUGGAUAGUCAGAGCUCAAGGUCACAAGGGCUGGAUAGUCAGAGCUCAAGGUCACAGGGGCUGGAUAGUCAAAGGUCAAGGUCACAGGGGCUAACUAGUCAGAGGUUAAGGUCAUAGGGGCUGGAUAGUCAAAGGUCAAGGUCACAGUUGCUGGAUAGUCAAGGUCACAGGGGUUGGAUAGUCAGAGGUCAAGGUCUCAGGGCCUGGAUGGUUAAAGGUCAAUGUCACAGGGGCUGGAUAGUCAAGAGGUCAAGUUCAUAUGGGCUGGAUAGUCAGAGGUCAAGGUCACAGGGACUUGAUAGUCAGAGGUCAAUGUCAUAGGAGCUGGAUAGUCAAGGUCACAGGGGUUGGAUAGUCAGAGGUCAAGGUCACAGGGACUGGAUAGUCAGAGGUCAAGGUCACAGGGGCUGGAAAGUCAGAGGUCAAGGUAACAAGGGCUGGAGAGUCAGAGGUCAAGGUCACAUCGGCUGAAUAGUCAGAUGUCAAGGUCACAGGGGCUGGAUAGUCAGGUCAAGGUCACAGGGACUGGAUAGUCAGAGGUCAAGGUCACAUAGGCUGGAUAGUCAGAGGUCAAUGUCACGGGCUGGAUAGUCAGAGGUCAAGGUCACAUGGGCUGGAUAGUCAUAGGUCAAGGUCACAGGGGUCGGAUAGUCAGAGGUCACAGGGGCUGGAUAGUCAGAGGUCAAGGUCACAGGGGCUGGAUAGUCAGAGGUCAAGGUCACAUGGGGCUGCAUAGUCAAGAGCUCACGGUCACAGGGGCUGGAUAGUCUUGAGUGAAAGAAAAACCUACCCUCCUGAGAUAGAAGUGUUUGUCGCAGAGGCAUGCAAUGUUUUAAAAUAUAUCUUUAUAAUUGAAUGUAUUGACCUCUACGUUGCAAAUCAGGGGUUUGUACAUACUAUGCAAUACUUUUGUAAUACACUUCUAAACAAAAGUCUUGUGUGGCCAAUUCAUAAACACACACAUAUUUGUGUGUAGUGUGAUUUAUAAAUAUAUAAUACAUCUUUUAUCAAUUGUGUUAAUAUGUUAUGCUUCCUAUCAAUUGUAUUAAAAUGUUUACCAUUAGUAACUUAAAUAGGAGGUAUUUCAAGUAACAUGUAAGCACUCAGCAUGUGUUAUUCUUAUAAAUUCUGUUGUAUGUGUGUCAGCCCAUGUUAAACACAUAGUCACAAGAGUAAUAUGCAUCGUUUCUAGUCAUUAAUAAGAGUUUCUACUGCUUUAGCAGUUUGUUACAUUUUUGAACAUCCGAAGUUAUUCUUGUUCAUGAAGACUUGGCAAUGUUUAAUGCCUGCUGCGAUUCGGUAGUGGGAUAAGGCCAAAAAUAAAAUGAUGUUCUUUUACUCUUCUCAACCAACAGUCUGAAAUGGCCACGACCCAAAUUAUUUUUUCGGAUUCAGAGUUAGAAAAAUAUUUUAGUUCUAAUAAGUUGUACCAAUGGUAACAGAUUGCCAUGUUAACAAAUCUAACCUAUAAAGGCGCGCUUAUGUACCACAAAAUAAAACAAUCACACUAAAAGUGCUUUUUUCAGUACAUUAUAAAGAAGGAAAAACAUCGCUGCUUCAUACAAUACACUUGCAAAGUUAAUGUUUAUUUACUGUUACUAUUCUAUGGCCAGCCUAUUUGUGCCGGUUGGAAUAUACCUGCGUUUAAAAAAAGUUUGUUUAUAUUUAGGGCAAUUAUCUAAUUAUUCUUGCUACACAAGUUUUGAAGGGUUGUUUAAAUGUGGCUAUUUGGUUUGUUCAAUUCUGUAUGCAACAUAAUGGUUAUCUUGUGUUCUGAAAAAUACAGAUUUUAUUUUGAACAUUUUGUUUAUACCAGAUUUAAAUUUGUUUUCUGUAAACAGUAUUAGGGAAACCAAAGUCUGUAAAUUGAUCUCUGUUUUGUAUAAUUUGUUAACUUGUUAGAAAAUAAAAAUUGUUUUGAAAUGGUAA